AUGGGGACAAUUGCUAAUACCAAGCAAUUUUCAAACACAUUUAAGCAGCAGAGACAAGAGGAAAAGAAGGCAUCUGAAGCUAGUGGAAGUACACAAUCUUGGAAUACUCUGUUUAUGCGGCCAGACACUGUUGUUGAAAAUAUUGCAAGAAAAUUUGGUGUGAGUAAAAGUGAUAUUCUUGAUAGAGAAGCUGAUGAUCUUGCUGUACGUAUAGCAUUGGGUGAGACUCAAGUGAUAGCGGAGACAAAAACGUCUCUUGCAAAAGCUGGAGUUAAUAUCGUUUCACUGGAAGAAUACGCUGCUGGAAAAACCGAUGGUGUGAAACGAAGCAAUCACAUUAUUCUAGUUAAGAACUUGCCUUAUGGUUCAUCAGAAGGUGAACUUGCAAAUAUGUUUGGGAAGUUCGGGAGCCUGGAUAAGAUUAUUCUUCCUCCUACCAAAACCUCAGCUUUGGUUGUCUUCCUAAAACCGGCAGAAGCACGUGCAGCUUUCCGGGGUCUAGCAUACAAACGUUACAAGGACACUCCCCUUUAUUUGGAGUGGGCUCCUGGAAAUAUUCUUGAUCAAACAAGUGAUUCAAAAAAUGCUCUUGUUGUUGGUGAAGAUGAUGCAAAGAGAGUGCUGCUAGAACAAGUGGGAGGAAUAACGGAUCCAGAUGUUGAUCCUGAUAGAGUUGAGUCACGAUCACUGUAUGUCAAGAACCUAAAUUUCAAGACGUUGGAUGAGAGCUUAAAAAAGCAUUGCACUGAUCACAUAAAGGAUGGGCGAAUAUUAAGUGUGAGGGUGAAGAAGCAUGUAAAGAAUGGAAAAAAUGUCUCUAUGGGUUUUGGAUUCGUUGAGUUUGAUUCUGUUGAUACAGCAGUCAACGUUUGCAAGGAUUUGCAGGGAACUGUUUUGGAUGGCCAUGCACUUAUAUUGCAACUUUGUCACACUAAGAAGGACCAAUUACCAAAUAGAGCUGAGAAUGACGAGAGUUCAACUAAGUUGCUUGUUAGGAAUGUUGCUUUUGAGGCAACUGAAAAGGAUCUCAGGCAACUAUUCAGUCCGUUUGGGCAGAUUAAGAGUUUAAGGUUGCCAAUGAGGUUUGGGAACCAUAGAGGAUUUGCAUUUGUAGAGUUUGUCACGAAGCAAGAGGCAAAGAACGCCAUUGAAGCUCUAUCCAAUUCUCACUUGUAUGGACGCCAUUUGGUUCUGGAGAGAGCCAAGGAAGGUGAGACCUUAGAGGAAUUACGUGCUCGCACAGCUGCUCAGUUUAGUACUGAGCAAAAUGGGUUUCAAACUACUAAAUUAUAAAAGAAGAGAAAGCAAAUGGCUAUAAUGGAUGAGGGGAGUUUUAAAUUCUAGAGAAUUGCUGAUUAAUACUUCACAACUCUGUCAUAUGUAACAUGAGGACGAGAGUUUCCUCUCUUUUAUCCCCAAUCAGUUGUCCUGUAUAGGUUAAAGCUACUAACUCUGCAGUCUUUGUAGCAAAUAGCACUAAGAUCAGAGCUUGUUUAAUUAUUUUCACAGAGAAUGUGGUGGGACUUGAUAGUUCUCUUUGUAUACUAAAUUAACCAUCUUUUGUUUGGGAUAACAUCUACCCAGAACUUGAGUUUUGCAGUUUUGUUUAUUAAUGUAAUGUUUUCACAUCCUCUUCA
This is a messenger RNA of Solanum dulcamara, 1637 nucleotides long. RefSeq names its product multiple RNA-binding domain-containing protein 1-like. The record is from RefSeq and is a predicted model, not a curated record. Bases 1 to 1293 code for a protein of 430 amino acids. Gene Ontology annotation, molecular function: RNA binding. The transcript has 10 exons. NCBI's taxonomy places the organism in Eukaryota, Viridiplantae, Streptophyta, Magnoliopsida, Solanales, Solanaceae.